AUGAAAGUCUCUAUAGAACGACUGACUUCAACUACUACUACUACUAAGACGUCGACUACUUCCACCAAGACGUCGACCACCUCCACCAAAACGAGCACGACUAGUGUUGCUUCGCCAACUGCUGUGACCCCCGUUUCCAAGGGCUAUACUUCUUUGCCCACAGCUAGUGUCAUCACUGGCUCGUUCGAUGGCAAGAUGCAUCCCCUGACUGACCAAAACCUAGACGGUGCCUGCGCUGAGCAAGACGAGACGGGUGAGGAUCACGCAGUUUUCAUCUUAGCAUCCGGCGCUAGCAUCUCCAAUGUGAUCAUUGGAGCCGACCAAGCUGAGGGUAUCCACUGCCGCGGACCAUGCACUCUCACUAAUGUCUGGUGGGAGGAUGUCUGUGAAGGUGAUUCAAACAAACUGGCUCCGGAGAUAUCUCCUACAUCAAUGGUGGUGGUGCUUUCAGCGCUUCCGACAAAAUCUGUGGCAACUUCUUUGCCAACACUUUCGGAAAACUCUACCGUUCAUGCGGUAACUGCUCUACCAGCUACGAACGUCACGUCGUUGAUGUCUUCGUGGUCGAUGAGGUGGUUGCUGUGCCGGCUACGCAUUGAGAGUACCAGUCGUUCUAUAGAGACUUUCAUUAGAGCUCGUUCUAUGUUUGAAUCGCUAAGGUCACGUGGUUUCGCCGGUAUAGUUGAGGCCACCACAUUGGCCAUAAAGUGGCACAUCGGCUUUUACAAAGUGGGUAACCCCGAGGAGAGUAAGAGCGAUAGCAGUCGGCGUGAACAUUUUGAGUACCGGAUGGGUGAGAAUAGUUCCAGCACAAAAGUGCCUCCAUGGGCCCUAUUUAUGGAGCUUCGAACGCUAUGGUCAUCCUUAGAAUCUGUGAAUAGACGUGGGCUGACAUGUGAGGCUCCUGGAAAUGACCGAGACAGGGAAUUCCUUGAUCGUAACAGCGAAGCGGGUAAUGGAAGAUUGAAGAAUCACAAGAAGGAUGUGAACUACGCUAACAGUUUGCGCCUAAUUGUGGCAAUGUUUGCACAGGGCUGGUAA
Acaulospora colombiana is the source of this 1041-nucleotide messenger RNA. NCBI's taxonomy places the organism in Eukaryota, Fungi, Glomeromycota, Glomeromycetes, Diversisporales, Acaulosporaceae. The record is from the annotation of a GenBank genome assembly.